Messenger RNA from Antechinus flavipes (yellow-footed antechinus), 2764 nucleotides. It is a transcript of the gene KCNC4, whose product is annotated as potassium voltage-gated channel subfamily C member 4. The record is from RefSeq and is a predicted model, not a curated record. Gene Ontology annotation, biological process: potassium ion transmembrane transport; protein homooligomerization. NCBI's taxonomy places the organism in Eukaryota, Metazoa, Chordata, Mammalia, Dasyuromorphia, Dasyuridae. Gene Ontology annotation, cellular component: voltage-gated potassium channel complex; dendrite membrane; neuronal cell body membrane. Gene Ontology annotation, molecular function: protein binding; delayed rectifier potassium channel activity.
GUGUGUGUGUGUGUGUGUGUGUAUCUGUGUCUGUGUCUGUGUACGUGCUCGCGCGUGCCCCUACCUCUCUGUGUCCCUUAUUCUGGCCCUCAGUUUUCCUCUUCCCGCUUCCCCCUCCUGCUGCCUUGCUCCCCCUCCCUUCUUCUCUCCUCUCUCUCUCUCCCUCCCUCCCUCCCUCUUUCCUUCUCUCUUUCUCUCUCCCUGGCUGCUCUGCCUCCCCAAAGCCCCAACCACCUGUGCAUCUGAGAAACCUAACUCCUUUCCUUGGAGCCUCGGGGAGUUGUGCCCUGGGGGGGGAGGCAGGGGCAGAGGCACACCGCCGGGAGGGGGCUGCCUGCCUCUUUCUUCCUCCUCCCUUCCCUGCACCCCCCCCCCCGUUUCCCCUUCUCUCCUCCGCCCCCCCCCUUCAGUCUGACGCUGCCUCCUCAGGAAGGGUGUUUAGAGGGCAGCGGCCGCCCCAAGCCGGAGCCCCGCAGCGCUUCUUAUGAUCAGCUCGGUGUGUGUAUCCUCGUACCGCGGGCGUAAGUCGGGGAACAAGCCUCCGUCCAAAACAUGUCUGAAGGAAGAAAUGGCCAAGGGCGAGGCGUCGGAGAAGAUCAUUAUCAACGUGGGCGGCACGCGACAUGAGACCUACCGCAGCACCCUGCGGACCCUGCCCGGCACUCGCCUCGCCUGGCUGGCGGACCCCGACGGAGGGGGACGGCAGGAUCAGGAUGGGGGCGGCGGCCGUGCGGGGAGCAGCAGUAGUUGCGGCGGCGGCAGCGAGUUUUUCUUUGACCGGCACCCGGGCGUCUUUGCCUAUGUCCUUAACUACUACCGCACCGGCAAACUGCACUGCCCCGCAGACGUGUGCGGCCCGCUGUUCGAGGAGGAGCUCACCUUCUGGGGCAUCGAUGAGACCGACGUGGAGCCCUGCUGCUGGAUGACCUACCGCCAGCACCGAGAUGCCGAGGAGGCGCUGGACAUCUUCGAGAGCCCCGACGGCGGCCCCGCAGCCGGGGAGGAGGCCGGAGAGGACGAGCGGGAGCUGGCCCUGCAGAGGCUGGGCCCUCACGAGGGUGGCAGUGGAGCCGGCCCUGGGGGCGCAGGUACCUGCAAAGGAUGGCAGCCGCGGAUGUGGGCGCUCUUUGAGGAUCCCUAUUCAUCUCGAGCUGCCAGGGUUGUGGCCUUUGCGUCUCUAUUUUUUAUCCUUGUCUCCAUCACCACUUUCUGCCUGGAGACGCACGAGGCCUUCAACAUUGACCGCAAUGUGACAGAGAUCCACCGAGUGGGGAACAUCACCAGCGUGCGCUUCCGGAGGGAGGUGGAGACGGAGCCCAUCCUGACCUACAUCGAGGGGGUCUGCGUCCUUUGGUUCACCCUGGAGUUCCUGGUGCGGAUCAUCUGCUGUCCAGAUACACUGGACUUUGUCAAGAAUCUGCUGAACAUCAUAGACUUUGUGGCCAUCCUUCCCUUCUACCUGGAGGUGGGGCUGAGUGGACUCUCCUCCAAGGCAGCCCGGGACGUGCUGGGCUUCCUGCGUGUGGUCCGCUUCGUCCGAAUUCUACGCAUCUUCAAGCUCACCCGACACUUUGUGGGCCUCCGGGUCUUGGGCCACACUCUCCGCGCCAGCACCAACGAGUUCCUAUUGCUGAUCAUUUUCCUGGCCUUGGGCGUCCUCAUCUUCGCCACUAUGAUCUACUACGCCGAGCGAAUCGGGGCCAAGCCGUCCGACCCGAGAGGCAAUGACCACACCGACUUCAAGAAUCCCAUUGGCUUCUGGUGGGCUGUGGUCACCAUGACAACACUAGGCUAUGGAGACAUGUACCCCAAGACGUGGUCAGGGAUGUUGGUGGGGGCGCUGUGUGCCUUGGCUGGGGUACUCACCAUUGCCAUGCCCGUCCCUGUCAUUGUCAACAACUUUGGCAUGUACUACUCCCUUGCCAUGGCCAAACAGAAGCUGCCCAAGAAAAGGAAGAAGCAUGUGCCCCGGCCCCCCCAGCUCGAGUCACCGGCCUACUGCAAGUCGGAGGAGACAUCGCCCCGAGAUAGCAUCUUCAGUGACUCUAGCCCCCCCGUGGGGGAAGAAGGCAUGGUGGAGAGGAAACGGGCAGAUUCCAAACAAAAUGGAGAUGCAAAUGUGGUGCUGUCAGAUGAGGAGGGGGCCUGCCUUACCCAGCCCCUGGCCUCAGCCCCUGAUGAGCGAAGGGCUAUGCGCCGUUCCAGUACCAGAGACAAGAACAAGAAAGCUGCCACCUGUUUUCUGCUCAGUGCUGGAGACUAUGCUUGUGCUGAUGGCAGUGUCCGAAAAGAUGAGGAAGUAGACUCCUGGAGAAAUGAUGUGUCUUGCCCCAGGUCAUCAAGCUGGUUAAAAGAGAAAACCUAUUCUUCCUUUCAUGGCGAAGAGGCUGUAAAUCAGUUGAGGACUCCAGCUGAACCUGGAAGGAGAGAGAUACCUCACAAGCGUAUGUCUACUAGAGCCAUUCCUAUCAGUGACCAUAAAGCCACUGGGGCAUUACUUGGCAGAGAAUACAGUACACUGGAAAACACCAACAGAAAGCAGCACGAUGACAUCACCAGAAGAUACUAGCAGCUCUAAAGCAUCAGAGACAUGUUCCUUCCCAUUUGUAUGCCCUGGCCACAUCUGAUUCUUACCUGUGUACCCAUCCAUCAGUGUGUCCUAGAGGUGUCUACUUUAUCUGUGGAUGGCAUGUGUCUUGGGGUAAUGGAGGAAAUGUCCUAUUUUUCUUUCUAUGCUAUUUCAUUAAAAUGUCUUUGUUUCUAA